Molecule: messenger RNA, 1536 nt
Organism: Funneliformis geosporum
Lineage: Eukaryota; Fungi; Glomeromycota; Glomeromycetes; Glomerales; Glomeraceae
Source: the annotation of a GenBank genome assembly
AUGCACAUAGCUGUAAUUUCCCAUAAGGAAAUAAUUAUAAUUGACAAAGUUGAGGCGAAUCCCAUUAAGCAAGCAAAUGGUAAUCCAGCGAUUUCCACAUUAUAUAAUAUCGAAACAAAUGAGUACAGAAUUCUCAACCUUCAAUCAGAUACGUUUUGUUCAGCGGGUUCAUGGUUUAGCAACGGAACGCUCCUCCACGCAGGUGGCGCAGAGGUUUCUCUCGGAUAUGAUGCUGGCUAUCAAAGUAUUAGAUUUUACACACCUGGUACGGAAGCCGAUUGGACCGAAAUACCUGCUGGAAUGAGCUCACCUAGAUGGUAUCCAACCAUGGCUACGCUUCCAAGUGGAGAUGUGUUAGUGUUUGGAGGUUCAUUAAAAGGAACUGGAAAAAAUGCUGCCGCCAUUAAUAAUCCAACGUAUGAAAUUUGGCCCGUAGCAGGUGGAAUGCCGGGAAAUACUGUAGAUAUACCAUUAUUAGUAGAAACUUUACCAUUUAAUCUUUACCCAUUCCUUCAUAUUUUGCCAAACAAUAAUGAUAAAACAAUUGCAUUUAUAUUUGCAAACAAACAAGGCAUUCUUUAUAACUUUGAUACUGCUACUGUCGAGAAAACGUUGCCACCAUUACCAGGUUCCAUUAGGUCAUACCCAUUAACUGGUAACUCGGUUUUAUUACCACUUAGACCAUCACAAUAUUAUAAACCAGUUAUUAUGAUUUGCGGAGGUGGAAAUGUAAUGGAUAUUAAAGCUCAGGCCGAAGCAUCGUGUGGUAGAAUUGAUCCAACUGAAGAAGAACCUGCAUGGGAAACAGACGGAUUCGGGGGUGUUGGGCGAAUGAUGCCAGACGUUGUUAUUUUGCCAACUGGAAAACUCUUAUAUUUAAAUGGUGCUGGAGCAGGUUACGCUGGAUAUCAUAAAGGUCCAAAUACGAAUCCCCUUUACGUUGCCGUUAACCCAGUUCUUGCUCCUUCACUUUAUGAUCCUGAAACAAAAGGAUGGUCUCAACUUGCUCCAUCAACCAUUCCAAGAAUGUAUCACUCUGUUGCUACUUUGGUAGCUGAUGGAAGAGUUUUCGUAGCUGGUAGCAACCCACAGGGAAAUGUGAAUUUUAAAUCUGAAUUUCCCACCGAAUAUCGUGUUGAAAUGUUCUCACCUCCAUAUUUAAUGAACGAUUUGGUUCGUCCAAUAAUAACUAGUGUUGGAGAAUAUAAAACACUAAACACUCAAAGAAUUCCGGUAACUUAUGCACAAGAAGUUAUGAUUACCGUUACAACAUUGCAAAAUGAUCCAUUCCUUACAGCAGCUAUAAUUCAUCCUGGAUUCGUUACACAUUCAAACGCUUUUUCACAAAAAUAUGUCAUGUGUAAUAUUUUAUCUGCUGUAUAUGCUGAAGGUUCAACAAAUGAAUUGAUAAUAACUGUUGAAAUGCCACCUAAUCCGACUAUACUUCCACCGGGACCAAGUUAUCUCUAUAUUCUUGAUAACGAUAUUCCUGCAGUGACUGCUGUUGAACUUUUACUUUAUAUUGCUUCUGUAUGA